CUUUACCAACACUAUCCUACACACACCCUUUGACUUAGCCAACUUUCCUCCAUUUCUCUCUUUUUUUCCAUAUUCUUCCUCUUCCUGUCACAAAAAACAGCAAUGUCUAGCUCCAGAAAGAAGGUUCAUCUGAACACUGUCUCUGUCAAACUAGGCUGUGGAAGCUGCAGAAGACUUAAACUAAGCAACAUCUUCAACCCAAAACCCAAACCCAAAAACCCCACUUACCAAAAACACAAACUUUACAACAACAACCACUACUCUUCCUCUUCCUCAGGUCCUUGGAAUGAAGACAAAUAUGAUACCACAAGCACCACAAACACAACCAACACUAACACUGCCACAACAUUCUCACCUCUCUACUCCUCCAACCUCUCUGAUACAGAAACCUAUGCCAAGGACCAGAGAAGAGUAGGAGGUUUAGGAAGAGGCGGAGGAGGAGAAGGUGUGGCUGUUGAGAAGGACUCUGAAGACCCUUAUCUUGAUUUCCGACACUCCAUGCUGCAAAUGAUACUGGAGAAUGAGAUAUACUCUAAGGAUGAUCUUAGAGAGCUUCUCAACUGUUUUCUUCAGCUGAAUGCUCCUUAUCAUCAUGGUGUUAUUGUGAGAGCUUUUACUGAGAUUUGGAAUGGUGUUUCUGAUAAGAGGGGUGGCUCACAUAGGGUUCAUGCGAACCGUACCCGUAAGCCACGUGAAUAUUAACUGUUUUGUUGGAAAUGUUUUAGUUAACCAAAUAUAGCUGUGCUAUGUGCUAUGUAUUAGGUUGAAUGUAGUUCAGCUAUGACUUUACUAUGAAGUUGCUAGUACUAACGUUGUACUGUGUCGUGAUGCAUGUUUUGCUGAUUCUGAUCUAAGUGUAAAAAAAAAUGGAACUUUUGUUUGUCCUAGUUGAAGAAUAACAAAGGUUUUUUUUAAUUUCAUUUUCUGUCAUCUAAUGAUUCUCAUUAAGGAUUUUAAUAGUAGCAAUUAGAAUCACAACUCACAAGUUAUAAUUAAGAAUGAAUUAAAAUGGUAAUUUCCAUUAUUUAUGGACCAUGUUGUGUUUGUGUAGAGAAUACACUAUACACAAUACACAAUGGAUUAGGAUCUGUAUCCAUGCACUGUGUCUGUGUGGUUGGACUUGGUUGAGUUAAGUUUUGGCGUGUAGGAUAUAGUCAAAGUAAAUGCUUAGUUUUGAGUACUGAGAUGAGAUGGUGGUCACUGGUGGGAAAAUAUAGACAUCGGGAUUUGAAAUUUUAUGUAAUAAGAAUUGUCUGAUGUAAUAGGGACAGAUGGUUUAAUGAAUUUCAAUGAAGACUGAGAAUAGAAACUUUUCAUUCUGACA
This is a messenger RNA of Vicia villosa (hairy vetch), 1324 nucleotides long. RefSeq names its product transcription repressor OFP6-like. NCBI's taxonomy places the organism in Eukaryota, Viridiplantae, Streptophyta, Magnoliopsida, Fabales, Fabaceae. Gene Ontology annotation, biological process: negative regulation of DNA-templated transcription. Bases 103 to 702 code for a protein of 199 amino acids. The transcript has a single exon. The record is from RefSeq and is a predicted model, not a curated record.